Olea europaea var. sylvestris is the source of this 1892-nucleotide messenger RNA. RefSeq names its product probable protein phosphatase 2C 25. Gene Ontology annotation, biological process: protein dephosphorylation. The transcript has 5 exons. The coding region runs from base 386 to 1573 and encodes 395 amino acids. The record is from RefSeq and is a predicted model, not a curated record. Gene Ontology annotation, molecular function: protein serine/threonine phosphatase activity; cation binding. NCBI's taxonomy places the organism in Eukaryota, Viridiplantae, Streptophyta, Magnoliopsida, Lamiales, Oleaceae.
AACUCAGAUCUGUUCUCUCGUAUUUUCUUCCGCCUUUUGCCUUUUAUUGUGAAACAAAUUGAAUUUGAAUUUUUCAACUUCUCUACGAAGAUCAUGAUAUGAAAUUUUAUCUUUACGUAUUACGCAUUGAUCUGAAACUUGAUCAACAUUUUUUUUUUUUAUUUCGUUUUACGAAUAUAGUGAAAUAUUUCUCUCCAGGACUCUGCAUUGAUCAAUUGUAUUUUGGGUUCUUCAUAUGUCACUGCACGCUCUCUACUUGCCAUUCCUGUGAAAAAGAACUUUGUGUUAUUGGAUUUGGAGAAUUACAUUCAAAGAUUACUGUAGAUUGGUCCUCUGCAUCGACCUCAAAAAUUCUCUACUGCAUUGCAUAAGAAGGAAAUGAGGGAUGUUUUCUUGGUUGGGAAGAACAGCAUCUUCAUGUUUGCGACCUUUGGGCCGAUAUGCCCGUAUGAACAAGGAUGAUGAUGAUUCUUUGGGAGGUGAGGAUGAUGCACUUCUCUGGUGCAAAGAUCUUGAGAAGCAUUCUCAUGGAGAGUUCUCGUUCGCAGUGGUCCAGGCAAAUGAAGUUCUUGAGGAUCAGAGCCAAGUUGAGACUGGUCAACAUGCCACCUUUGUUGGUGUUUAUGAUGGCCAUGGGGGCCCUGACGCAUCUAGAUUCAUAUGUGACCACCUCUUUCAUAAUCUGAUCAAACUUGCUCGUGAUAAUGGAACUAUAUCUGAGGACAUUCUGAGGAACGCCUUUUCUGAAACUGAAGAUGGUUUUCUAACUCUUGUCAGAAGGGCAUAUGAACUUAAGCCAUUAAUUGCAGCUAUUGGGUCCUGUUGUCUAGUUGGAGUAAUCUGCAAAGGUACACUAUUUGUUGCAAAUCUGGGCGAUUCUCGGGCUGUACUAGGUUCUAUAAACAGAUUGAAUAAAAUUGUGGCUGAGCAGCUGACCAAGGAUCACAAUGCCAGUUUUGAGGAGGUGAGAAAGGAGCUCAGGUCUUUACAUCCAGAAGAUUCGCAUAUCGUAGUUAUGAAGCAGGGGGUCUGGCGCAUCAAAGGCAUUAUACAGGUAUCAAGAUCCAUAGGAGACGCCUACUUGAAAAGGCCAGAGUUUGCUCUUGAUCCAUCUUUUCCGCGAUUUCACCUUCAUGAACCUCUGCAUCAACCAGUGUUGAGAUCUGAUCCAUCUAUAUGCACAAGAGUUUUACAACCAAAUGACAAGUUUCUUAUUUUUGCAUCUGAUGGUCUUUGGGAAUACUUGACAAAUGAGGAUGCUGUUGAGAUAGUCCAUAACAAUCCAAGAGUGGGCAUAGCCAAGAGACUUCUAAUAUCAGCUAUAAACCAGGCCUGUAAGAAAAGACGGGUGACGUAUAAUGAGCUCAAGAAGUAUGAUAAGGGGGUGAGGAGACGUGUUCAUGAUGAUAUUACUGUUGUUGUCAUCUUCAUAGACCAUGAAAUGUUCGAAAAUAAUGCAUCUGUACCUGAAUUAUCAAUUAGAGGAUUUGUGGAUACCGUUGGACCAUCAAAUUUUAAUUUUCCUCAAGGUAUUGAUGUGAAGCAAAGUGUCCUAUCUGAAGGUUGCUCGUGAUCUUGAAUAUGGAGAAGGCCAGCUGCAGCAACUUUUGAAAAUUGUUCCUUUCUUCGAACUGAAAGUUUUGAAGCCCUCGUAAUGUUUUCGAGCAUAUUUUUUCUUGACAUCUUUCUUUCUCUUCUAUGCUAUUUUUAAUCUGCUCGUUUAGGCUCUCUGAGAUGCCGGACUUGUACACAGCCAAGUAGUUUGAUUUUUGUUCUUUUCCUUCAGUUUAAUAAACUUGUUGGGAUCACAAAUUUGAAUCUCAAGACAUCCAAUUCUUGCUGUUUCUACAGGAUCUGUGUUCUUGGCUUGCCUUGUGAUGUUUUAGGACUUA